Molecule: messenger RNA, 2379 nt
Organism: Cyclocybe aegerita
Lineage: Eukaryota; Fungi; Basidiomycota; Agaricomycetes; Agaricales; Hemipholiotaceae
Source: the annotation of a GenBank genome assembly
AUGUCAAGCCCACCCACGUGGACGGUCCGAAAUACCGAAUGCCAGUGUCGAUCCAUUCUGCCUCAGUUUUUCCUUAACCAGCGAAGCACCGUCAAUAUGCAUUGGAAUACUCAUGAUAACUGGACUCAGCCUCUCUCGCGUUCUUUUCCCGCUCCUCACCGAUCGCCUUGCCUAUCCGCCACAUCAUACCUGCCGCCAGUUUACCCCCACCGUCCUCCAAUACCCUUCUACCCCCUUCCCACAAUUCGAAAAGCGCCGCCGGUCCCAAUGUACCCGAAAUCAUAUUUCUGGGCGUCACCACCUUGGGCCGUCCCGCAUGUUCAGCAGCUAUCGUCUGUCACGCAAUCUUCGGAGCGAGCAGCUUUCAGUGCUCAGCCUGCCCCUGCGAUGUUCAAUGCGAACGAUGUCUUAAUCACUGGAGGCCAGUUCAAUCAAUUAACGUUGUUGGCACCCGUCGUUCCGGAUUUUGUGUCUCUCGCAGCCUUUCACGACUCAGCUGCACGCUUUGAUGCGCCUAAAUGCCACCCCAACACCCGCGUCGCAAUUCUCGAGAAGAUAACCUACUGGGCUCUCCACGUCCGUGAAGUCGAUGCCUUCGUCCUAUGGCUUUACGGACCCGCUGGCUCAGGGAAGUCUGCAAUUGGCCAAACUAUUGCGGAGAUCUUCGCCGCGUGGGGGCGGAUACUCGCAAGCUUCUUUUUUUUCAGAGCAGACCCUCAAAGGAACGACGGCAAGCGCCUUGUUGCCACGUUGGCUUACCAGAUCGCCACCAUAAUUCCCCCGUUCCGCCCGCUACUCGAACAAGCCGUCGAACUCCAUCCUCAUAUAUUCCAGUGUGCUAUUGGAGUGCAGCUCACGAAGCUCAUAGUGGAGUCCCUCCAACAUCUCACAAGGCAAGGCAUCUUGUCGGCGUCGCUCAUGCCUAGGCUCAUCAUCAUCGACGGACUCGACGAAUGCGAAGACCCUUCCAUGCAACGACAAAUCAUCGAAGCGAUUGCCAGCCUCCGAGGGACGACAGAUCUUCCCUUGAAGAUACUCGUCGGAAGUAGGGCGGAGUCACAAAUCAUCUCCAUUUUCAAUUCAGAUAUUCUGUCCCGAUCUCCCCGCAUCGUCCUGGACGAUACAUAUACUCCUGACCACGACAUCAACAUAUUCCUCAAUGACAAAUUCGAUGAAAUACGGAGAACACAUCGCUUCAAGGCAUAUAUUCCUGAACAUUGGCCUGGCGAUGAUGUCAUCCACCAACUGGUACUCAAAUCGUCAGGUCAAUUCAUUUAUGCAAAUGUCAUCUUUCGCUUUGUGAAUUCCCCCCGCCAUCUUCCCCCCGAACGCUUGGAAAUCGCCUGCGGCUUACACCCUUCUUAUGGCGAGCUCCCCUUCGCCGAACUCGAUGAGCUAUAUCGCCAAAUUUUCUCAUUAGUCGAGAAUGUAGACGGCGUGCUGCAGGUUUUGGGUAUUCUUAAUGCCCUCCAGACAAUCCACUAUAGACAAUCGCAAGCGCGAGCCGUGGAGGAAGUGCUUGGUCUUCGUAUUGGGCGCGUGGACGUUUUGUUGGCUGACCUGGCCUUGGUCGCUGCUUGUGACGCUGACGGCAAUAUUACGAUCUUUCACAAGACCCUCUUUGACUUCUUAUUCGACGCUGGACGUGCAGGACUUUAUUUCGUUGAUUCGACCCGAGGCCAUAUUGAUGUUGCAUGCUGGAUGCUUCAAUUAUGGGGAAACCCGACAGGACACUUUUCUCAGCUGUCGGUCGGGUCACUCAUCAGGUGUUGUACCAAGGCGCGGCUCACGAAGAAGCUUCGUACGCAGCUGUUGUCAAUACGAGAUUCGGGGAUGCAAUGGUCGACCAGUGAUAUAUCUGCUCACGAAUUACCGCCGUCUUAUCGCUUCCUUGUUUGCCUUGAAGAGUUGACUUCCGUUUCUCCUGAAUGGGGAGAGAUCCAACACCAUUUCAGAAGAUUGUAUGAUGAACGGCUAUCGGAUAUCGUGGCCACGAAAGGGUGGCUUCCACUUGUCCUGCAUGGAUUGGCCCGAGUCCCUACUAUCACGCGGUUCCUCGCAGUCAUAUUUGACGCCCUUCCACACCCAUCUCACUGUCAGCUGGAGGAGUAUCGCUUCCGUGGUGGAGAUCCCGUAACUCUGCAAUUCAGACUGUUCCUUUUAGAGUUUCUCCAGGACCCCCUACGUUGCCCCAGUCGCUCAAAUUUAACCGACAUCCAGCUCUCCGAGGCGGCUUUUAGUCUCCUGUGGUACAUCAAGGAGGAGCAUGCUAAACAUACACCUGCUUUGCUCGAACAAGUCUCUUUAUGGGCAAAACACUCAAAGAAAGCGCCAUGGCUAUCCCGUCGAGUCUACGGUAUAUUAUUGCAAGCACUAUGA